This is a messenger RNA of Mugil cephalus (flathead mullet), 5487 nucleotides long. It is a transcript of the gene cdk18, whose product is annotated as cyclin dependent kinase 18. Gene Ontology annotation, molecular function: protein kinase activity; ATP binding. Gene Ontology annotation, cellular component: cytoplasm; nucleus. The record is from RefSeq and is a predicted model, not a curated record. Bases 417 to 1829 code for a protein of 470 amino acids. The transcript is spliced from 16 exons. Lineage: Eukaryota; Metazoa; Chordata; Actinopteri; Mugiliformes; Mugilidae. Gene Ontology annotation, biological process: protein phosphorylation.
CCUGAGCUGUCCCCACUGUGUUUCUGUGUCAUUAUUUUAGUUAUCUGGCCAUCGAGGCAGUGCUCGCUGCCCUGCGCCGAGGACAGAGGGGAGGGGUGGAAGGGUAGAGCUGUCAGACUUGAGAACAGGUUUUUCUUUUCCCCCUCUACGUCUCAGCUGCUGAGCUAUCUGUCCAUCACCGUGACAGAGCCGCCUGCAUUUCUGUGGAUUUUAUCUCUGCUGCGUGUGUGACACCUGGGGGAAGGCGAAGGGGAAACCUGAGCGGAGAGGCAGGAGGUUCCUCGACCCUACCCUCUCCCCAGCCCAUCUGCAACCCCCUCCCCUCCCCACCACCACCACCACCACCACCACCGUCUCCAGCCACCCGGCGUGUUUAGAUGACCUCUGCUCUCCUGUAAAGCCCACUCCUCAGCACCAUGAACAAGAUGAAGAACUUUAAGAGGCGCUUCUCUCUGUCCGUCCCGCGCACUGAGACCAUCGAGGAGAAUGAGUUCACCGAGCAGAUCAACCAGCUCAACAUACGGCACACUCAGGGCCUGACUCCAGACAGACUGGGUCCUCCGUCUCAUGACGCCAGCCCGGUGAGCCCUGAACCAACCACACCGGGAGCUCAGUCUCCUUCCCACCUCCACUUCCACAGCAAGGCCCAGCACAGACGUUUCUCCAUGGAGGACGUCAGUAAGCGUAUGUCUCUGCCCAUGGACAUCCGCCUGCCUCCAGAGUUUCUCAAGAAGCUGCAGAUGGAGAGUGAAAACUCACCACUCUGCAAACCUCUCAGUCGCAUGUCACGCCGUGCUUCUCUGUCUGACAUAGGAUUUGGGAAACUGGAGACAUAUGUGAAGCUUGGCAAACUGGGUGAGGGAACGUACGCCACGGUGUUUAAAGGGCGGAGCAAACUAACAGAGAACCUGGUGGCAUUGAAGGAGAUUCGACUGGAGCACGAGGAGGGGGCACCUUGCACUGCUAUCAGAGAAGUGUCUCUACUGAAGAACCUGAAGCACGCCAACAUUGUCACGCUGCACGACAUCAUCCACACUGACCGCUGCCUCACUCUGGUGUUUGAAUAUCUUGACAGUGACCUUAAGCAGUACUUGGACAACUGUGGAAAUCUCAUGAGCAUGCAUAACGUCAAGAUCUUCAUGUUCCAGCUGCUGCGUGGCCUGUCCUACUGUCACAAGAGGAAAAUCCUCCACAGAGACCUAAAGCCUCAGAACCUGCUCAUCAACGACAAGGGCGAGCUCAAACUGGCCGACUUUGGUCUUGCAAGGGCCAAGUCAGUCCCCACUAAGACCUAUUCCAAUGAGGUGGUGACUCUCUGGUAUCGGCCUCCUGACGUGUUGCUGGGCUCCACAGAAUACUCCACGCCCAUUGACAUGUGGGGCGUCGGUUGUAUCCUGUAUGAGAUGGCUACGGGUCGCCCCAUGUUUCCUGGUGCCACUGUCAAGGAGGAACUGCAUCUGAUUUUCAGGCUCAUGGGCACUCCAACAGAAGACACUUGGCCUGCUAUCACCACUAAUGAGGAGUUUAGAUCCUACCUCUUUCCUCAAUACAGACCUCAAGCUCUCAUCAACCAUGUGCCGCGGUUGGACACGGAAGGGAUCGACCUGCUGUCUGCUCUGCUGAUGUACGACACACGGACCAGAAUCUCCUCGGAAGCCGCUCUACGACACCCCUACUUCCUGAGCCUCGGGGAUCACAUACACAACCUGGCAGACACUGCUUCUGUGUUUUCCCUGAGAGAGUUGCAGCUGCAGAAGGAUCCCGGCCACCGCAGCUCCGUGUUCCAGCCUUUAAGUCGAGGAAAGAACCGAAGACAGAGCAUCUUCUAGAAGAAGAACGAGGACGAGGCUGGAGGAGGAGCGGCCUUUUCAGACCAGAGCACCGAGGCCGACACAGCUCAACACAUUCACAAGCACGCUCACACACACACACACACACACACACACACACCUGCAUGCACACACACAACUCAUGCACGCUCACUCAUUUCCGUGGCAGCUUACCAUGGAGGCACGGGGGGGGGGUCACUGGAGAAGAACUUGCACUUGAAAUGUCUGAGCUGAAACACACACACACACACACACACACAAACACAUAUUUGCACACAUUUGCACAAUCAGUGACACUGAUCAUGCUGCCAAUACUUCGUUGCACACACCACACCCUCUUGACAUACAUGUGUCUUUCAUCCUGAGAAGAAAUAGGCUUCAACAAACUGUAAAUUGUGCUUCUCUUCCAUUCUGCACACGUGUACGGUACAGUACGUCCCCGGCACACUCGUAUGUUAGCGCUCUGUUCUGAAAAGGUUCUGGUAAUGUGAGACAGCUGCUAAGACAUUUGGAACCAUCACACGGUUUCAGGUGGAUAGGAGUGUUCCCUGAAUACUGUUGGGACGAACAGAAACGGUGAUGCAGCUCAAAGGUCCUGAUUUGGUUGUGGUGCCUAAUCACCUCCCGUAGCCCCAGAUUUCCACCUUAUCGUGGGUUCUGCACCAUGUUUUUAAGCAAGAAACGAAGAAAAUUUAGAAAAGUCCCAGAACCAGAAUGGUAACAUCAUUGUGGGUGCUGUGAAGGCCCUCGUUAAUUAGCGAAUGUAGUAUGUGCAUCUAAAUUAAACAUCUAAAAUAUAAUAUAAUAUAAUAACUCUAGAGUGAAGCACAGAACAAGGCUUCCACAUAAAACAAUGAAGCAAUUCUCAAAAUUAAUAUAGCGAUGACUAAUGGAGAGCUGCAUUAUUCUUGCUUCAUUCCACAUGUACAAAAGAAACUAAUUCAGAUUAAUAGCAACUGCACUAAUGACUAAAAAUUCAAGUUAAUUAUUUUCAACACUCUGUGGUGAGGCUCCUUGGUGUGUUUGGACAAGGACCUAGGUUUGUUUUUUUUUUUGUUAUUGUUGCUGUUGUUGUUUUUUGAGUAUUUAUUAUGUUACCCGCCAUAGACAGACACUAUUUCCCAUAAACCACUGGUCUCAAACAUACGGCCCGGGGACCAGAAUUGAUCCACCGGAGACUCUAAUCUGGGCCAAAGCAUGAAAUUGCAAAAAGUGAAGUGCAACUUGUCCACUGAUUUAAUAAGAGAAGUGAACACAACACUAAGACCCAGGACUAAACAGCAGACAAUAAAUGUGGCCAAAUUGCACUUAUUUGUUUUUUUUUUAAAGGAUAGUUUAAUUAAUUUAGUUACUCUCCUAAUUUACUCAUUAUUCUUUGCACUAUAACUAAUAGAAAUCUGGAGUUGUCGUAACUUACUGGUCAUUAUGCUGUUGUCUUACGGGUCCGGCUGCUUGAGAUCAAAUUGGGCUUCAUGCAGCCCCUGAAAUAAAGUGACACCCAGCCAUAAGCCGUGGACAUUUAUUUCCCAACUGCAUAGAUGUCUUAAGGAGAAAAACUGAACCAUAGAAGAAAUGGAGCCCAAGUUUUUAUAGCUUCCAGUCUUGAACGACACUUCUUGCAGGAAAUGGAUGAAAAAGUUUUUUUUUUAUUAUUAUUAUUAUGGUGGUUGUCAGCUGAGAUCUUGAGUGUGUUUGGGUAUUACGGUACCAACAUGUCUGUAACAGAAGCAGAAUGGAACCAAGCAAAUACUGCAGAGGUUUACUGACUUAAAGUAAAAAAAAAAAAAAGUGCAACUAAAGGUGGAAAAUAUCCGUUUGGUCCGGAUCAAAAUAGUCCCCAGUACAGAUAGAAGUCCGAUAGUAGCACAACUCUGGUCAUUUACAGUACAAACACUGAACCUAGCAGCAUAAAAUCAGACAACAUUGUGAAUAUGAACCUCUGUGAUUAAGUGGAUUCAUGUAGACAAACUUGCUACGGCGCCCCCCCCCCUCGCCACCACCACCCCCCCUCUCCUGUUUCAGCUCAGCAUGGGGGUCUUGUUGCAUUCAGUGUUAGCAGCUGACUUUCACUCCAGUUUUUUGAAGUUGCCUUAGUAAUAUGUGCAUGAUAUCUUUGGCUUGUGAAGAAUCUAUAUUUGGUCUAGUGUAGCCAGUUUGUUAGGAGGCGUUUGCUUUGUGUCUGUAAAUAACUCACUGAGUGUUUGUAUUUCUUUAGUCUCCUAUUUGCACAAACCAGAAGUGUCCUCUGAGGCCUGCUCCCGUACCUUUUGUGUCUUUCCUUACAUGGUUCCGAGAUACGAAACGCCCCUCGUUCCUAAACCAGUACGCUGGGAAAGUACAUCCUACGGGUGCUUUCUAGUAGCAGUUUGCUCUCAGCUGGAGUCACCACUACCCCUUAUGUUUUGCACAGUUGGCCUCUCACUAAGGAGCAGCUUUUGGCUGUAGAUCUACAAAAGUAUAAAAGUAUGUGCAAUGAAAAAUACGCUAUAGAUAGAAUUUUCCAUCUUCCCUUGUGUUGCACGCACUUAACCACAUGACUGUUUGGGUUCGCGCCCAUAGAUUAAGCUACUGCCAUAUGAUAAAAAUGAUAUACAAAAGUGAUUGGGUCUUGUGACUAGGAAACUCUCUCCUUUAUCCACUCUGGCGCCCAGUCCGACCUUUCCCUCCCUCUGUGGUGCUGCUUAGAUCCAGCAGAAAAAGGAAAGCAGAGGGAUGCCGACGAGUGGCUUCCUAUCGCCGUGAUCUUCUUCCAGGCAGGACUGUGUCGUACUUUAAUGUGAGCAGAAACAACAGUGAGCAUGGUGUGUGCUAUCGUUUCUCAUCUCCUUGUUUCUUCAUGUAGAGUCACACGUUGAGAAGAUAAAAAGUUGGGCGGAACGCGAAGUGUCUUCUCGUGACGUGGUUCGCCGUCUGUCAGUAUUCGUAGUGUGUGAAGAGUCUAGGGUGCCAAAACCAAAACCGACUCGACUCGCAGCGUAAAGACGCCUCUCCGAUCCUGAUUGGCUGGUGACGAUGAUCGCGUGUUUGUUCACUCAUCGAGAGUCUUUCAGAUCACAUGUGGAAAGUCGCCUCCAGAUAUAGGGUCAAGAUCUAGAAACAUAUACGUAAAGGGUGCGAGCAGGCAGGCGUUUUCACCACUGGAGCAUUCACGAGGGAGUGGGAGCUUUUGAAUGCAACAGGGACCACAUUUGUACCACAAAGAUACAAAUUUAAAUUUCUUUAAACGCACAUGAACGUGAAUCCAACAUAUUUUACUAAAAGAUAAAUGGUGGCAGAAGGCGUUAUCCUUCAGUCAGCACUUCACUUAUUUAGACUAUUUUUUAGACUAAUUCAAGAAAAAAGUCACAGUUUUUUAGAAAAAAAAAUCAAAAUACAAUUUCGAGAGAAAAGUCAAAAUUUCGAGAAAAAAGUAGAAAGUACACCUUCAAACUGACAUCAUUACGAUGGAGGAGUAUUGAGUGUUAAUAAUUUUUUUCAGUUAUAUUGCUGAUAUAUUUUAUUGGACUGUUGUAUGUCAUCAGCAUUUAAAGAUCAAUUUUCAACUUUUUUCUCAAAAUUUCAUUUUUUUUUGGUGAAAUUUCAACUUUUUCUCAAAAUUUCCUUUUUUAUUUUUUUUAUUUUUUGGUGAAAUUUCAACUUUUUUCUCAAAAUUCUGUCU